AUGUUCGGUUUUGGGCGGCGGCGGUGCCCAGGGAUGCACUUGAUCGAGCAGUCGCUGUGGAUCGUGAUGGCGAGCAUGGUGGCGACGUUGGAUAUCAGCAAGGCGCGCGACGCGGCGGGGUGCGAGGUGGAGCCCGAGGUGCAGUUCGACAAUCCGGUGUUCCGCACGCCACGGCCGUUCCGCUGUGACAUUCGCCCGCGCUCAGAGCAGGCGCUCCGCCUUGUGCGCCAGGCGGCGGACGCGGCUGCGUGA
This is a messenger RNA of Postia placenta MAD-698-R-SB12, 252 nucleotides long. RefSeq lists its product as hypothetical. Gene Ontology annotation, molecular function: monooxygenase activity; heme binding; oxidoreductase activity, acting on paired donors, with incorporation or reduction of molecular oxygen. Lineage: Eukaryota; Fungi; Basidiomycota; Agaricomycetes; Polyporales; Adustoporiaceae. The transcript has a single exon. Bases 1 to 252 code for a protein of 83 amino acids. The record is from RefSeq and is a predicted model, not a curated record.